This is a messenger RNA of Paramecium primaurelia, 453 nucleotides long. Lineage: Eukaryota; Ciliophora; Oligohymenophorea; Peniculida; Parameciidae. The record is from the annotation of a GenBank genome assembly.
AUGCCAAUCUAAACUAAAAAAAAAUCAGAAUUUUUAUGUUAUAUAAUUUUAUAUCAUGCUCUCAAAGACAAUAAGGAUUAACUUAUUAAUAUUUUCAAUACAUAAACAAUUGAUUCAGAUAAUGAUCUCAUUUAUUUUGCUUUGAAGUAUACAUAUUUUAUCAUUUAAAUAGUAUGUGCUCAUAUUUGUCUACCAAAAACUAUUACAAAAUUUUCAGAUGCUUCUAUUAUGCUAGUAAUAAAAUGUCUAAAAUGAUUUAACCAUUUUUACCUCAAUUAAGAAAACGAUUCAUAAAAGAAUAAAAGAAAGGGUAUUGUAAUUUCUUAUUUGAUUUAGAUUUAUCGGAGAAGGAUCUAACUAAUAUUUAGCUGAUAUUGCAUGGGAUGGAGAUCUUGAGGCUUGUAUGCAGUUUAUAAGUUAAGAAUUAUGAGAAGAAUGAGAUGAGCAUUAAAU